Cyprinus carpio (common carp) is the source of this 3844-nucleotide messenger RNA. Its product is annotated as protein Hook homolog 3-like. Gene Ontology annotation, molecular function: dynein light intermediate chain binding; microtubule binding. NCBI's taxonomy places the organism in Eukaryota, Metazoa, Chordata, Actinopteri, Cypriniformes, Cyprinidae. The transcript has 22 exons. Bases 156 to 2423 code for a protein of 755 amino acids. The record is from RefSeq and is a predicted model, not a curated record. Gene Ontology annotation, biological process: cytoskeleton-dependent intracellular transport; cytoplasmic microtubule organization. Gene Ontology annotation, cellular component: centrosome; cytoplasm.
UAGGUGUCCGGAUCUGCAGGGUGGCAGCUGAAGGACCCCGCGUCAGUGCUCGCCGCCGGUCUGUCCGUCAGAAUCCGCGUCUCUCCGCGCGAGCUCGGCGGGUCUCACGCGUCACCGAUCGCACCGUGAGCGGCGGAAGCUCCGUUUAUUCGAAGAUGAGCGCGCCGGAGUCUCUGGAUCGCGUGGAGCUGUGUGGAAGUCUCCUGACGUGGAUCCAGACGUUCGCUGUGGACGCGCCGUGUUCAGUGGUGGACGAGCUGACCAGUGGAGUGGCCAUGGCACAAGUCCUGCAGAAAAUAGAUGGCAUGUAUUUCACUGACGCUUGGAUCAGUCGUAUCAAACCUGAUGUUGGAGACAACUGGAGGUUAAAGAUCAGCAAUUUAAAGAAGAUAUUGAAAGGUAUUCUGGAUUACAACCAUGAGGUGUUGGGGCAGCAGAUCAAUGACUUCACUCUUCCAGACGUCUGUCUCAUCGCAGAGCAUUCAGAUUCAGCUGAACUGGGCCGAAUGUUGCAGCUCAUCCUGGGCUGCGCUAUUAACUGUGAACAGAAGCAGGAAUAUAUCCAGACCAUCAUGAUGAUGGAGGAGUCUGUGCAGCACGUGGUCAUGACGGCCAUCCAGGAGCUGAUGAGUAAAGAGACGCCGGUGUCCUCAGGAAGCGACUCGUACGUCGAGCUGGACCGUCAGCUGAAGAAGACGGUGGAGGAGCUGAACGACGCUUUGGCCACUAAAGAGGAGAUCGCUCAGAGGUGUCACGAGCUGGACAUGCAGGUGGCGGCGCUCCAGGAGGAGAAGAGCAGUCUUCUGGCUGAGAACCAGGUUCUGAUGGAGCGGCUCAACCAGUCGGACUCCAUCGAGGAUCUGAACAGUCCGGCGGGACGCAGACACCUGCAGCUUCAGGCGCAGCUGGAGCAGCUGCAGGAGGAGACCUUCAGAUUGGAGGCGGCUAAAGACGAUUACCGCAUCCGCUGCGAGGAGCUGGAGAAGGAGCUGAUGGAGGUCAGAGGUCAGAAUGAGGAGCUGACCUCUCUGGCCGAGGAGGCGCAGUCGCUCAAAGACGAGAUGGACGUGCUGAGGCACUCGUCUGAUAAGGUGUCGAAGCUGGAGGCGCAGGUGGAGGCGUAUAAGAAGAAGCUGGAGGAUCUGGGUGAUCUGAGGCGGCAGGUGAAGCUGCUGGAGGAAAAGAACACCAGCUACAUGCAGAACACGGUGACGCUGGAGGAAGAUCUGCGCAAGGCCAACGCUGCUCGAGGACAGCUGGAGACCUACAAGAGACAGGUGGUGGAGCUUCAGAACAAGCUCUCGGAGGAGUCCAAGAAAGCCGACAAGAUGGAGUUUGAGUAUAAACGAGUCAAGGAGAAAGUCGACUCUCUUCAGAAGGAGAAAGAUCGCUUGAGGACGGAGCGAGACUCUCUGAAGGAGACGAUUGAGGAGCUGAGGUGUGUUAAAGCUCAAGAGUCUCAGCUGACAUCAGGUCUGGUGCCGCUCGGCAGUAACGAGCCGUCUGAUCUGCUGUCUGCAGAGAUCGUCACACCAGAGUUUCGAGAGCGUUUGAUUCGCCUGCAGCAUGAGAACAAGAUGCUGAAAUUGGCUCAGGAGGGAUCAGAUAACGAACAGAUCGCUCUGCUGCAGAGUUUACUGGAGGACGCCAACAGCAGGAAGAACGAGCUGGAGACGGAGAACAGGCUGGUGAAUCAGAGGCUGCUGGAGGGUCAGUCUCAGGUGGAGGAGCUGCAGAAGUCUCUUCAGGAACAUGGAUCCAAAGCAGAAGAUGAUCUCCCUCAGAAGUGCACACUGUGUAGGGCGGGUGUGUUCUGCUGGUGUCCAGCAGGAGGCGCUGCUGUGCUUCACAUGAGCAUUAAUGAGUGUGUUUGCUGGAUGAACUUUAACAUCUCACCUUCCUCAUCAACAGCAAACUCGCUCUGUAGGGAGAAAUUAAUGGACACCACUAACGAGCUUCAGAAGAAGAGCGCAGCCAUCGAAGAGCUGGAGAACAAACACUCUUCCAGCGUUCAGAGGAUUGAAGAGCUGGAGGAUGCGCUGAAGAAGAAGGAUGAAGAUAUGAAACAGAUGGAGGAGAGAUACAAGAAAUACCUGGAGAAAGCUAAGAGUGUCAUUCGUACUCUGGACCCCAAACAGAAUCAGGGUUCUGCUCCUGAGGUUCAGGCUCUGAAGACACAGGUGCAUGAGCGCGAGAGGAUGCUGAUGUCACUCCAGAAGGAGUAUGACAAGGUGUCGUCUCAGAAAGACCAGGAGGAGAAGCUCAUCGUGUCUGCUUGGUACAACAUGGGGAUGGCGCUGCAGAAGAAGGCGACUGAGGACCGUCUGGCCAUCCCGGGUUCGGCUCAGUCCUUCCUGGCGCGUCAGAGACAUGCCACCAUCACCCGCCGGGUGCAUCAGGGCCAGCCCACUGGAGCCUGGUAGAACGUCGCCACGGCAACCCUCACCACAGCCAAUCAGGACUCCACCUGAACACCCCCCCCCGACCCAACCUCACUGUCUUAAUCUUCUCCUCCACCAAUCAGGGUAACCGGACACGCCCACUUCAAUCAAAUCAGCAUGAACACACUCCACACCGAUGAGACGUUUGUUCCUGUCAGACGCUUUUUAAAGGAGGCUUUAAGGGUGGUUCCUGACGCACAGUGUUUUAUUUGCUCUUAAUUUACUCUGUUCUCUUUAUUCUCCAUUGACAUCUAUGCAUUGACAGAGAGAAGUGUUCGUCAUGUUUAUUUUAAAUGUCGUUACUUCGGUGCUUGUUGUUUGUUUUGAUUCAUUCCCGAUGCCUUUAACACAGCCUCUCUGCUGCUGAUCCCUGUCUGAGCCGUGUGUGGGCCGUCCGGUCCGGAUCAAACACCUCAGCGCAGACUCAGGGGUUCAGAUCAGCUGAACUCGACCUGCUCCUCACGGUACAGCAGGAGCGGCAACCCACACACUUCCUGUGUGACUGACGCCUGUCAAUCUCUCUCUUUCACAGUGACGUCAGAGCAUGACAUCGGGGGCGGGGCUGAAUGAUUCAGGGGCGGGGCUGAAUGACAUCGGGGCGCGGGGCUGAAUGACAUCAGGGGCGGGGCUGAAUGAUUGUGUGUGAUGUGAGCUCAUGCUGCUGAGUUUAACCCAUCGCUGCACACUAACUAACCCAGAAUGCUAACCGCUUUCCUUCCGAUCAGAAGUGGGCGGGGCCGGCACGCGUCAAUCAUUCUGUGACUGUUACGCUUUAUAGAUGAACUCCUACACUUUCCUCAUGUUUUUAUUUGAGUCUCAUCGGUCGUUGUGGAGUGUGUGAGUAUUUCCUGUAGUUUCUGAACAAACGAGCGUCUUCAUGCUCAUCAUACCUUCUUCAUCAGCAUUUUAACAGAUUCUUCCUUCAGCGUCUGGAUGCUGGGCGUGUUUCGGUAGAGUCAGCGUGAGAAUGACAGAGGAUGCUCUGCUAGGUGUUUUAUACUAAAUCAGUAAGUGCUUUCCAUGAUGAUGAUGAUGAUGAAUCUGACAUAAUGUUACAAACGAUAUUCUGCUUUUCUUCAUCAGCUGUUACUAAAUAUUCCUGUAAUAAUGCACAAUGAUUGCCGGACGAGCAGUCAGCAGUGUUCUUGUGUGGUUUAUAACAGGCGAUUGAAUGAGUUUCUCAUGUGUGGACUGAGUUCAGAGGUCAAACACAACCGUCCGUGAGCAGUGAUGUGUACGAUUGCUUGUAUACAGUGUGUACGUACUGUAUGUGUGCGGCUGGAGGAACCGUUUAGAUGCGUCUCAUAAUGUGUCUCCGUUCACUCUGUUGAUGAAUCUGUGCUUCCAACGCUGCAAACCUGUACAGUUGUCAUUCAAGUUGUAAAUAAAGCUUGUAUAAAACA